Molecule: messenger RNA, 2690 nt
Organism: Mytilinidion resinicola
Lineage: Eukaryota; Fungi; Ascomycota; Dothideomycetes; Mytilinidiales; Mytilinidiaceae
Product: DUF803-domain-containing protein
Exons: 2
Coding region: 231-2360 (709 amino acids)
Biological process (GO): magnesium ion transport
Cellular component (GO): membrane
Molecular function (GO): magnesium ion transmembrane transporter activity
Source: RefSeq, a predicted model, not a curated record
UGUGUAUCUCGAGACACCACAGGAGGAUCAAGAGAUGCCGUACCGUCCGCGCUCUAUAUAAAAACACUGUCGCACAUGCCGCCGUCACGAAGCCCUCCAUACCCUCCCCGCCGCAACAGAAGCUCCUCUACCGCAUCGCCAACCGGGGAGACCUCCGGCCGCCCAGAAAUCCCGUCGCGGGAACUGUACAUUAGCAGAUACAUAAGAGGUGGAAAAGACGCGAGUAGGAUAUGAUCAUACCCACAUCUAGCAGCAGCUAUGCAGCAGUCAGCGGUACCACGACCUUCGGAGCCUUUAGCCACCAUGUCUCCGCAACUAUAUCAGCGUCUCAUACCUUCUCAGCGCCAUCCCCAUCUUCGACAAGCAUUAUACCGGGUAUCGGCCGCGAGAACUGGUCGAGCUUGAUAGGAAUCAUGACGGCGAUUGUCGGCAAUAUCCUCAUUUCGUUCGCGCUUAACCUGCAGCGUUAUGCGCAUAUACGGCUGGAUCGGGAACUGGAAGAGAGGGAGCGUGACAGGAAACAAGCGCGGAGAGCUGGGGCCGCGGAGGCGGCACAGAAAAGGAGGGUGGGUUUCGAGAGGACGGAGGAGGUACGAGACCCGCACAUCAUACGAAAUGGGCAGCAAGCAGAUGGAGUCGCAGAAACGGAACCUCUCCUUGCACGGCCGCGAGCAGCUGGACGCAAUUCGAGUGAGACGGCAUUUUCUCGAGACGGCGAGCCCGCGCUGAAGGAAAGCUAUUUGCGUUCGCCGUACUGGUGGACCGGCAUCAUCAUGAUGACGAUCGGUGAGGCUGGCAAUUUUCUGGCAUACGGAUUUGCUCCUGCAUCGAUUGUAUCUCCGCUCGGUGUCGUGGCGUUGAUUGUGAACUGCAUCAUCGCCCCCUUCAUGCUAAAAGAGCAUUUCCGAAAACGGGACGCAUUUGGCGUAGUCGUGGCAGUUGCUGGAGCUGUAGUCGUAGUGCUAAGCGCUAGCGACAAUAACCCGAAGCUGGGACCCGACGAAAUUUGGGAUUUAAUCAAGAGAUGGGAAUUUGAGGCUUACUUGGCCAUCACAGCGGUCGUGAUUCUGGUGUUGAUGGCAGCAAGCAAAGAGUACGGGGCCAGGAGUAUCCUGAUUGAUUUAGGGCUAGUGGGGCUGUUUGGAGGCUACACAGCUCUUUCGACAAAAGGCGUCGCCUCACUUCUUUCCUAUACCCUCUGGCGCGCUCUCACGUUCCCCGUUUUCUACCUUCUAGUUGCUGUCUUAAUCUUUACCGCCAUCAUGCAGAUCAAGUAUGUCAACCGGGCUUUGCAACGCUUCGACUCUACCCAAGUCAUUCCAACACAAUUCGUCCUCUUCACCUUAUCCGUCAUUCUCGGCUCAGCAAUCUUGUACCGCGACUUUGAGAGGACCGCGGGUGAUGAUGCAGGGAAAUUUGUCGGAGGAUGCUUGUUGACCUUCUUUGGCGUAUGGCUCAUUACCAGCGGCCGACCUAGGUACUCCGACGACGACGAGGAGGACCGCGAGCCAGAACCUGAAGACGCUAUCAACCUCCUGAACGGUGAGCAUUACCACGACUCUGUGGAUGUCGAAGUCGGUAGCAGCACCCGCCGUUCCUCCACUAUCCGAGCGUCAUCCCCACCCAUCAGGAUCCCCGAUCGGGCUCAUAGCCCUUCGCCACCACAAACACCAAUCAUUACGUUCACACCACACGAUGGCACUACACCCACGCUACCAUCAUCUAUCCCUGACGCACCUUCUCCGCUUAUCGAGAACCCAUGGGAAGCAGCCCUGGCGGCCUCGCCCUCGCCGGUCCCAUCUGUCCGUUCCGUUCCAAGCCCCCUUAUCACCACAUAUUCCACCCCCGUACUUCCGUCCGAGCACCAAAUUUCCUCUCUCUCUCCAUCUCGUCCUCAAACGCCGCGUGUCCCUUCAGAAAGCGCACUUCUACCCGGAGUCUCUCCGGCGACACCAGCUACUGCUGGCCCACGACUACGGCGAGCGGGUACAAUAGAGCGACUUGCCUCGCGCAACUCGAUCGCCGGACCGCUACUCGCUAGUCCGCUGAGCUCGAGUCUCAGCGCGGUGGUGGCAGAGCUUAGGCGUGGGAGCUUGAGGGGAUCUCGGGAAAGUGGAGAGUCGAGCGCCGCUGGCCGGCGGCGAGGGAGUCAGGUGUUUGACGCAGAGGGCAAUGGGGAUGGAGGGGCAUUGGAGAGAGCGCGGACUUCUGGGGAACCUGAGACACGGACUGGAAGUAGAGCCGGUCGAGGGCGGAGUUUCAGCGGGACCCUGAACGAGUUAUUGAGGGGUUUCCGAGGGAGUAAGAAUAACAGUACAGAUAGCGUAGAUGCUGAGGAGCGGGAGGAAGGGGAGAGGUAAUAGUAGAAGGAUGGAGGAUGGAGUUAUUUAUAGUCUAUGUCUCCAGCGUUUGUUGACUAUGAUACCGCGCGCUUUUGGGUUGCAUAGUUUGGCGUCCCUCGCUUUUGAUAUCAAAUAUAUUACAUAUUUGUUGGGGCUAGCUUGCCUCCUUUUGGGCCUGGUAGCCCGGUAUAGGAGCAUGGACUCAUCUGUUUUGAAAACUUCAUGCUUAUGUGCAAGAAGCAGAAGUCUGUUGGUUGAUACUUGAUAUUGGACAGUUCGGCUUAUUGUGCAUGCUUCCCUAUCAUAAAUUUCCUGGCCUGGACUAUUAGAAACUCCCACAACGAGCCU